UGCAUGACUUUUUCCUAGUGUUUCCCCACUUCUUCGGAUUGUGUCGUCCGCAUAGGGUCCGGAAAGAACUGUUGGUUACACUUCCUGCCUUUUCCCUCUAUAAAAACAAGGAGAAAUCCCUCUUCUGUCGCUUUACCCUCCUCAGCGCCUGGCAGACGUACUCUCUCUCUCUCUCUCCCCCUUCACAGAUAUUUCCCUAACCCCCAUGAUUUGCACACCCCCACUGCAAUGGACAGGUCGAUAAAACUUUCCCCAAGCCUUUCCCCAAAACUUUCCCUCACGCCGCCGACACAGAAUCGGGAGCGUUCGUUACAAUACGUAGGCACCAUUUCUAAGGCUGAAUUCCUCAUUUAAUGACAGGACCAGUAAAGCCAGUUAAAAAAAUGAGACAGAACGGAAUUUUUUAAAUUCCACGUUGGUAACUUAUUGAUUUAUUAAAACCUCCCCCUCUUUUGAUAAGCGGAACUGUACAAAUCCCCCAGUAAGGUUAAGGAGGUUUUAAUACAAAAUAAUUCAUCGAAUUUACCCAGUUAAGACUCUUGUUACCCAGCGAUUUAAAAUUAAUAUAGAUGACAAAUGUGUUUUUUGUGACAAUAGCCCUGAAACUAUUCAGCAUUUGUUUUGGUUAUGUCCCAGGGUAAAAAAUUUCUGGACAAAGUUGCAGACUUAUAUUAAGAAAAGAGACCAAUAUUGAUAUUUGUUUUGAUGAAAAAGAUGUUAUGUUAGGUUUCAGCCCCAUCGAUAAUAAUAUUAAAAUUUCGGUUGUAAUACAUUUUAUUAUUACAAUGGCCCGUUAUUACAUACACAAAAUGAAGCGGUCUGGGAAGAACCCUUUGUUUGAGCAUUUUAAAAUGGAUGUAAGGGGGUAUUUGCAGACUAUUUCGAAGUGUAAAAAUAUGAAAGCGGUAAUAAUAAUACAGUUAUUUUUAUUGAAUGUGUUUAAUCUUUUUUCAUAACUUGAAUCUAUGUAGUAAUAUGUACCGCUGACGAUUUUUUUGUCUUGAAUUGUUAUAGAUACUCUUGUUUGUAUGGUAAUUCUUGUUCUUUUGUGAAGCAUAAAUAAAAAAAAAUAUUUAAAAAAACUGUACACAUCCAGUGAAGGUAUUAAUUUUGACAGUUGCGGCCCUUGGGCGCUGCAUAGCAACAGUCACUAGGGAAGCGCAGCGGCGUGACCCGGAACUCGUCUCGGCUCGGGGAGGCUUUCACUUCCUGUUGGUGCUCUGCCGACAUGUGACGCUUCCCUGUCCCUCCCGGCUUGUGCGUUUAAAUCCCAGGCGCUCGCUUAUUGUCGCAGCUGUAGCAAAUCCACCCUCCCUUUCCGGCGCCCCCCCCCCCCCCCCGGGAAGAAAAAGAUGGCGAGCUGGCUGGCGGUCCUGGAGUCCGAGCUACAGGCGUUCAUGGAGGUGCUGCUGGGGGCCGUGGUGGACGAGGUGUCGGCCAUCUGCCGGAACGGGCUGGGCGAGGCGGAGGACGCCUCCCAGUGCCGCCGCCGGCUGCGCCGGGUGUCGCAGACGCUGGUGCGGCGGGCCGUGUUCAAGAUCACGAAGUUCGUCGAGGGCAGCUGCGGGGGCGAGAUCGAGCAGCUGAGGCGGGAGGUCGAGACGCUGAGGGGGCGGCUGCGGGUCUGGGAGAAGGGGUCGGGAGGUGGGGAGCGGGGGCAGACGCCCCCCUGCGAGGCGAUCGGAGGAAUCAAAGAAGAGAUGGAGACGGAUCCGGAGCUGUCGGGUCAGUGGUCAGAGGUCGGGGCUCUCCCUGACGCUGGGGAAGGGGCUCCACUUGAACAGCAGCAGCGCGGCGAGGAGGAGGAGGAGGAGGAGUGGGGCUCCCAUCUGAUGCAGGAGACGUGGCUCCCGUCUGCAGAGGGGAAAGAGACACUCGGGGAGCGGCAGGCCGAGAGCAGGCCGAGGCUGGGGGGUCUGGGCUCCGCGCCAGAGGUGAAGUCGGAGCCCGACGACUGCUGCGCACACGAGGUGGAUCAUCGGGACGUUAAGGCCGUUCUAGAACACAGGGAUGAGUCCGUCGCUGUCCGAGGGCACAAAGAAGAGGAACUGGAUGACCUGGAUAUCGUGAGGCUUACAGAGCAGGACACGAAGCCCCAGCCCACAGGGGAAUUCUGGGAAGCCGGGCGACCCCAGCCGGAGCAGAGGGGCGGGCGGAGUCCGGCCGGGCCGGGCCCAGAGGGCACAGGGGACCGGUCGCUGGGGGAGGGCCAGGGACGGGAGCCGGACCGCCUCGGAAGCCCCCCCCAGCCCCCGGCCGCCGCCGCCGCCGCCGUCACCCCGGGCGGGAAGCCCUUCGCCUGCGGCCAGUGCGGCAAGAGCUUCGCCCAGGCCUGCAACCUGCGCAGCCACCAGCUGGUGCACACCGGCCAGAAGCCCUUCGCCUGCGGCCAGUGCGGCAAGAGCUUCGCCCAGGCCUGCAACCUGCGCAGCCACCAGCUGGUGCACACGGGGGAGAAGCCCUUCGCCUGCGGCCAGUGCGGCAAGAGCUUCAGCCAGGCCUGCAACCUGAAGCGCCACCAGCACGCCCACAGCCGCCAGAAGCCCUUCGGCUGCGGCCAGUGCGGCCGGGGCUUCACCCAGCCCGGCGCCCUGCGGCGCCACCUGUGCACGCACACGGGGGAGAAGCCCUACCGCUGCGCCAGCUGCGGCCGGGGCUUCAGCCGGGCCUGCUACCUGCAGAACCACCAGCACGUGCACACGGGCGAGCGGCCCCACGCCUGCGGCCAGUGCGGCAAGCGCUUCAGCCACGCCAGCAACCUGAAGAAGCACCUGCACACGCACACGGGGGAGCGGCCCUUCGCCUGCGGCCAGUGCGGCAAGGGCUUCCGCCACCUGUACCGCCUCAAGCGCCACCAGCCCAUCCACGCCGGGGAGAAGCGCUUCGUCUGCGGCCAGUGCGGCCGGGGCUUCCGCACCCCGGGCGGCCUGCAGAGCCACCAGCUCAGCCACGCGGCCCAGAAGCCCUUCGGCUGCCCGCAGUGCGGCAAGGGCUUCAGCCUGGCCAGCAGCCUGAAGGUGCACGCCCUCAUCCACACGGGCGAGAAGCGCUUCCGCUGCGCCCAGUGCGGCAAGGGCUUCACCCAGUCGGGGGGGCUGAAGACCCACCAGGUGGUCCACACCGGGGAGCGGCCCUUCAGCUGCGCCCAGUGCGGGAAGAGCUUCAACCAGUCCAGCAACCUGCGGAAGCACCAGCGCCUGCACGCGGGGCAGGCCCCCCAGAAGCCGGAGGAGAGGGCCGAGCCGGGGGAGGGCGGGGCGAGGGGGGUGAAACUCGACCCAGAAUAGCCCCCCCCCCCAUCGGCGUCGUAGUGUUUUGUUCUUCUAGACUCCAUCAAUCUCAUCCCCUCCGUUCUCAAGCGGUGGCAGCGGGGUCGGAGGAGAGCAGAGAUGUUUUGCUUUUAAAAAGCAUUUUGUUUUUAACGAUGCCUCGUCAACCCGGGGGUCGGUUCAUUUUUUGUUGUUGUUGUUGUUGGCGUUUCUACCCAGAAUGCCGAUCCCCGACUGCCCCUGCUUUUCUUCUAAAAAAAACACGACUUGAACCUGAAGGACGAUUGAGGACGAAUUUUGGAGCGUUCCGUCUCGGGGAUCGGAGCGAUCCCUGUCUUCUCUUUUUCCCUGGGUCCUGCAAGGCGUUCUGCGCGUGUGUCCGUCUCCGUCUGCCCUGCGAUGGACUGGCGUCCCAUCCAGGGUGUGUGUGUGUGUGUCCAUCCUGUGAUGGACUGGUGUCCUGUCCAGGGUGUGUGUGUGUGUCCAUCCUGUGAUGGACUGGUGUCCUGUCCAGGGUGUACCCUGACAAUUCCUAAUUUUGAGCUCCUAGUUGGGGGCGGGGCGUGAAACACUGACUUGACUACAAUCUUUGAAUGUUUCACUAUCGAUGCUUAAAGGGGAGGGGGGCUUUUUAAAUUUCGGGGUUCAAAAGAAUCGAGACUGAUGAGUGCAUUUCAAACCCCCCCCCCAGAGAAAGUCAGAUGUACCCAGUAACUUGUACAACCCCCAGUUUGCAGCACACAGUAGAAGGUCCGGGUACGUGCAGUACCAUGUUCUAUCAUGCAGAAUGAGGUGACAAACCUUCUGGUGAGGUGAAGUGACACUGUGAGCAAGCAGGCUUGUGAACCCGUCUCUUUUAAUCCAAUCGAAAUAUUGCUCUGGACUUCCAGACGGUUUUGUGGGCAAAUAUUUUCGGGUCAACUCUGCCGGCGGAUCACAUUUCGGCCGUGACAGCGUCUGGUGCACAACCUGCACUUACUUGCUCAUACGUGACAUUAAUCACUACGGUGACUAGUGAGCAGGAAGGGUCAUGUCACAAUUCUCACGAUCUCUCGCUCUUGUGUGUGAAGAGACCAGGGGGGUUGGCGACAACACGACGACUUGUGGUAUUUUUUUACAAAGUGAUCCUGUGCUUAAUUUGUCAAUUCUUUCUAAUCCAUCACCUGAUUUUUUUGUUCCUGAAACUGAAUAACCGUUGUGAGAGAUUUGGACGGUAGUUCCCUUGAAGUGAUAUACUCCAGUGCUAUUCGAAGGCACGGUCUGUGAUUCAGUGAGAAUCCUUUUUUUCCUAUACAAUGGCUUCUCAUUCUUUUUCUUCGCCGAAGCUCGGUUGGAAAGUGGUGCUGAAUUGAGUACAAAUGUAUCGCCUACAACUACAUAAUUAAAGAGUACCUAUAAGGCAAUUAAAUGCACAUCCUUAUCGGCGAAGAGCAAUCUUUGACAUGAGAAAAGUAACCAAUGAGAGCCAGCUUGGCCCACCCCCCCUCAUCCAGAUCAGUUACCUACCACCUGCUCCUACGAACCAGUUGCUGGAAGGAAGCCAGGAGAAUGCAGGGUAUUGGCUUCCACACCAGCAGCUGGGCAGCUUGUUCCCCACCCCUGCCACCCUCUGCGUACAGAAGCUCCUCCUGUCCUGACUGGAGGAUCUCGUCCAGCUGCGUCUUAAGUGAAGCCAGGGUAGCGUCUUCAACCACAGGGCUGGGCAGCUUGUUCCCCACCCCCGCCACCCUCUGUGUACAGAAGCUCCUCCUGUCCUGACUGGAGGAUCUCGUCCAGCUGCGUCUUAAGUGAAGCCAGGGUAUCGGCUUCAACCACAGGGCUGGGCAGCUUGUUCUCCACCCCCACCCCCCUCUGUGUACAGUAGAGCCUGCGUAUGUUUUUGGGAGCUCCAGGCAGAGGAAUCCUACUCUGUUGGGGCCCCCGAGCGAGGCCCUGAACCCCAGCUGCUCCAGGGGCGCUGUAU
Lepisosteus oculatus (spotted gar) is the source of this 5232-nucleotide messenger RNA. NCBI's taxonomy places the organism in Eukaryota, Metazoa, Chordata, Actinopteri, Semionotiformes, Lepisosteidae. The record is from RefSeq and is a predicted model, not a curated record.